Molecule: messenger RNA, 1203 nt
Organism: Talaromyces proteolyticus
Lineage: Eukaryota; Fungi; Ascomycota; Eurotiomycetes; Eurotiales; Trichocomaceae
Product: ATP-dependent Clp protease, proteolytic subunit ClpP
Exons: 3
Coding region: 200-976 (258 amino acids)
Biological process (GO): protein quality control for misfolded or incompletely synthesized proteins
Cellular component (GO): endopeptidase Clp complex
Molecular function (GO): serine-type endopeptidase activity; ATP-dependent peptidase activity; ATPase binding
Source: RefSeq, a predicted model, not a curated record
CUUUAAAUAAACUCAAUUCCAAAUUUAACAUCAGUACAGAUAUUAUCCUCACGUAGCUGUUGAGACAAGCAAAGGCACGAGACAAGCAGGUUGCAGCAAGCCAGGCACAGGUCUUGGCAGUAUCGCCGAACCUCUCUCGAGCUCCACUCCAAGCUUCCAACUGCCUGUCCUGUCCUGUCCUCUUCAGUGAGCGAUCAAAAUGCACACGACACAGCCAUUGCAGAUGCUAGGGAGAUCGGCCCGAAGGCAGGCGCUUCUACUGUCCGUCUCCACACGGUCGAUACCGGCGGCGUCGAGAGCAUUCUCAGAAUCAGGGCCCAUUCGAUCAGCAGUCGCUCCACCGCGAGGAUGGACACCAACACCCUAUGUGACCGAGACAGUGGGAGGAGGCUGGCAUACCUAUGAUAUUUUCUCGCGGCUUCUCAAAGAGCGCAUAGUUUGCCUCAAUGGCGAAGUCAACGAUACCACAUCUGCCUCGACCGUCGCCCAGCUCCUUUUCCUCGAAGCCGAUAACCCUGAAAAACCGAUCCACCUCUACAUCAACUCGCCCGGCGGCUCUGUCACUGCGGGCUUGGCCAUUUACGACACAAUGACUUAUAUUCAAUCACCAGUGAGCACAAUCUGCGUUGGACAGGCAGCCAGUAUGGGAUCAUUACUUUUAUGCGGCGGGCACCCUGGCAAACGGUUCUGUUUACCACAUUCUUCGAUCAUGGUGCACCAGCCCUCAGGUGGAUAUUUUGGACAGGCUAGUGAUAUUGCUAUACAUGCCAAGGAGAUUCUUAGGGUUAGGGCUCAGCUGAAUGAGAUAUACAAGCGACAUCUCACCGGGAAGAAAGAAAUGUCACUGGAUGAUAUCGAGAAGCUGCUGGAAAGAGAUUAUUUUAUGGGAGCCAAGGAGGCACUAGAGAUGGGAAUAGUUGAUGAAAUCCUGGAAAAGAGGGUGAAGCCAGAAGAGAGUACACAAAACUCAGUUUGAGCUUUUGCGCGACAGAUAAGUUGUAUGAUGUAUCGCAAGAACGGUGUGUAUACAAUAAAAACGCGACCCCGAUACCCUACUCAUCUCCAUAGCUCUAAAUAUAAAGUACAAUAAAUUCUAAAAAGAGGUGUAAUGGCGUGAGAUGAAAUCUAGUUAAAAAUAAAUAUAGAAUUGAUGCUUUGAACUACUGGAGAACUAACUCCACGAGGAUAGGGCUUAUGAUGAGC